Molecule: messenger RNA, 1111 nt
Organism: Musca vetustissima
Lineage: Eukaryota; Metazoa; Arthropoda; Insecta; Diptera; Muscidae
Product: serine/threonine-protein phosphatase beta isoform
Exons: 4
Coding region: 28-936 (302 amino acids)
Cellular component (GO): cytoplasm; nucleus
Molecular function (GO): protein serine/threonine phosphatase activity
Source: RefSeq, a predicted model, not a curated record
AGUUGUCGUACCGGUAAAUCUGUUCAAAUGUCCGAAUCUGAGGUACGAGGCUUGUGUUUAAAAUCUCGUGAAAUAUUCCUACAGCAACCGAUCCUGUUAGAGCUUGAGGCUCCUCUGAUUAUUUGCGGUGAUAUUCAUGGCCAAUAUACAGAUUUGUUGCGUCUCUUCGAAUAUGGUGGAUUCCCUCCGGCAGCCAAUUACUUGUUCUUGGGCGACUACGUGGACAGAGGCAAACAAUCGUUGGAGACCAUCUGUCUGCUGUUGGCCUAUAAAAUUAAAUAUCCCGAGAAUUUCUUUUUAUUGCGUGGCAAUCACGAAUGUGCCAGUAUUAAUCGUAUUUAUGGUUUUUAUGACGAAUGCAAACGACGCUACAAUGUGAAAUUGUGGAAAACCUUUACAGACUGUUUCAAUUGUUUACCCGUUGCCGCCAUUAUCGAUGAGAAGAUUUUCUGCUGCCACGGCGGCCUGAGUCCCGAUUUGCAGGGCAUGGAACAGAUACGACGCUUGAUGCGUCCCACAGAUGUACCCGAUACUGGUUUAUUGUGUGAUCUGUUAUGGAGCGAUCCGGACAAGGAUGUCCAGGGUUGGGGUGAAAAUGAUCGUGGUGUUAGUUUUACGUUCGGUGCUGAUGUCGUAUCGAAAUUUUUAUCAAAACAUGAAAUGGAUCUGAUUUGUCGUGCCCAUCAGGUCGUCGAGGAUGGUUAUGAAUUCUUUGCCCGCCGUCAAUUGGUGACACUAUUUUCCGCUCCCAAUUAUUGUGGUGAAUUUGAUAAUGCCGGCGGCAUGAUGACUGUGGAUGAUACAUUAAUGUGCUCAUUCCAGAUAUUAAAGCCCUCCGAAAAGAAGGCCAAAUACAUGUACAGCGGCAUGAAUACAUCACGGCCAACAACACCGCAACGUAACGCGCCUCUAAUAGCAACGAAUAAGAAGAAAUAAUACAUCCAUCCGCUUCCAUUUCCUUAAAAGUUAUUAAAUUAUUAUAUACAUAUAAAAUUUGAUAAUAAUAAUUAUUAUAAUUACAAUAAUACAACAACAACAAACAAAAAUACAAGAAAAACUACAACAGCAACAACAACAAAAGCAAAUAAAUUAACAAAGAAUUCAAAUCCAA